This is a messenger RNA of Dracunculus medinensis (Guinea worm), 363 nucleotides long. The record is from the annotation of a GenBank genome assembly. Lineage: Eukaryota; Metazoa; Nematoda; Chromadorea; Rhabditida; Dracunculidae.
AUGAAAAAAGAAAAUGAUCUCGGUAGGAAUUUUUAUAAAGUGGUAGUAAUUGGUUUGCUGAUUGCAAUUUGUGUCAAUACAAACGAUGGAGCCGUCUCGGUAAUGCCAGUAAAGCUUGGAACCAAUGUUGAUAUUGAUUUCGGGAAAGAAGUAAAAGCAGUUCGCAUAGAUGUAAAUGGCGAGCGGAAGCAUAUUGUCGAGGAUGGUGCCUUAACAGAAUUUGGAGCAAAGAAAUUUGGUGGUCGAGCGAAAUUUGUUGAUGGCAAGCUCACUAUUGAUAACCUUCAUCGUGAUGAUAUUAUCGAUUUCUUUUAUGAAACGGAUAAAUAUCCCAUGGCAAUCACUCUUUCUACUGGACAUUGA